AUGAAGUUUAAUCCAAGAGUGACCUCGUCGCGAAGGAAGAACCGUAAGGCGCAUUUCACAGCGCCGUCGAGUGAGAGAAGAGUGAUAAUGAGCGCACCGCUCUCCGCGGAACUACGUCAAAAGUACAACGUCCGAUCGAUUCCGGUGAGAAAAGACGACGAGGUACAGGUGGUUCGCGGAUCUUUCAAAGGACGUGAGGGCAAGAUCGUGCAAGUGUACCGUCGGAAAUGGGUGAUCCACGUGGAUAAAAUCACGAGAGAGAAAGUUAACGGAACGACGGUGAACGUUGGUGUGAAUGCGUCGAAGGUUGUGAUCACGAAACUGAAACUUGACAAGGAUCGUAAGUCGUUGCUUGAGAGGAAAGCGAAGGGACGUGAUGUUGCUGAUAAGGAGAAAGGAACGAAGUUUACGUCUGAAGAUGUCAUGCAGAAUGUUGAUUAA
Molecule: messenger RNA, 441 nt
Organism: Microthlaspi erraticum
Lineage: Eukaryota; Viridiplantae; Streptophyta; Magnoliopsida; Brassicales; Brassicaceae
Source: the annotation of a GenBank genome assembly